Cucumis melo (muskmelon) is the source of this 676-nucleotide messenger RNA. RefSeq lists its product as uncharacterized. Lineage: Eukaryota; Viridiplantae; Streptophyta; Magnoliopsida; Cucurbitales; Cucurbitaceae. The record is from RefSeq and is a predicted model, not a curated record. The coding region runs from base 89 to 349 and encodes 86 amino acids. The transcript has a single exon.
GGACUCUCGGGGAGUUGUUUGUUUGUUGUUUACUCACGAAGAGAUUAGAGAGUUUGAGUAGAAGGGGAGAAUCGGAAUCGGAAUCGGAAUGGGGGCAAUAACGACGGCCGUGAUAGCAAUCGGAGCGGUGGUUGCAGGAUGGAUCACCAUCGAAAUAGCUUGCAAACCUUGCCUGGAGAAAGGUCGGGAAGCCAUUGAUCGUUCUCUCAAUCCUGAUUACGAUCCUGACGAUGAAGUCUCCGACAUUCGUGCUCCUCUAAAUCCCAACCACAAUUUCACGCCAGAUCUUGACGAUACAAACCCUAGUCAUCCAUCUUCCACCACUUCCGAGGUUAUCAAGGCCGUUUGAUUUCACUACCUUCUUUCCUCGUAUUUAACGGGUAAUCGCAUUUUGUUGUUCUCGUGAAUCGUAUUCCGGAUUUUAGAAUCUUCGGUUCGGGUUGAGGAAUUCUCUUUUGAAUUGGUCUACCGAUUAUAUUGCUGCUUCAAGGGACGGUCAACGGAUUGCAAUGUAAAAAUCUCUUGUUUUGUGUUUUGCUUGUUGGAUCUCUAAUUCUUUUUAAUAUAGGGAUGAUAGAAACUGUUUUCUUAGUAGAAUAAAUGGAAUGUAUAAAUGUUUCUAUAUUAUGUUGUAAUUUAAGGGGUUUGUGUUUGUGAUCGAGUGUUUAAGCUUCAA